This is a messenger RNA of Osmerus eperlanus (European smelt), 2449 nucleotides long. Its product is annotated as macoilin-2. Gene Ontology annotation, cellular component: rough endoplasmic reticulum membrane. The transcript has 11 exons. Gene Ontology annotation, biological process: neuronal signal transduction. The record is from RefSeq and is a predicted model, not a curated record. NCBI's taxonomy places the organism in Eukaryota, Metazoa, Chordata, Actinopteri, Osmeriformes, Osmeridae. The coding region runs from base 145 to 2082 and encodes 645 amino acids.
GCACCGUCAGGAUUGAUCAAAGACUAGUGCAGAAUAAUCCCAAAAUAUGAUCAGGUUGUUGUAGUCUACAGUAAACCAUCCACGUUCGUGUUUACAGUAAUUGCCGCUUUGUGCGGUAUACGGACAAGGAAUAGAAGCCAUACGAUGAAGAAACGUUACGUGGACGUCAACAGGAUACGCAAAAUGAAAAAGAUCAAAUUUACAGAGAAAAUUUCUGAAAGCGCCUACACAUUUAUGAAGUUCAUGAUUGUGUGGACUUUAGUGCUCCUGGCAGAUUUCAUUCUUGAAUUCCGGUUGGAGUACCUUUGGCCUUGCUGGUUAUUCUUAGGGAGCGUCUACAGUACUUUCCACUGUCAUGGCCUGGUUAUAUGCGUUGCAUUUGUCUGUGCUGCCUUUACCCUGGAUGUCUUUUGUUUUAUUUUUGUUCCUCUAAAUUGGCUUUUCUUUGCGGCGAGCACCUACGUCUUGUUCAAUUACAUAUGGCACACUGAAAAAGGCAUCUGUAUGUCAACGGUGUCCCUGUGGAUUCUCCUUGUGUAUACCGAGGCUUCACUCAGACUUAAAGACCUAAAGAACUCCCACGCCAACCUGUCUCAUCUCUUUGCUGCACACUGCAUUGGGUAUCCUGUUGUCUACCUGGGGUUUGAUGCCACCUGCUAUUUCAGAAGCAUCUUUAAGAUGAGGACACAGAAAGCGGUCCAAAAUGAAAAUGACUUCCACGUGCACCUCCUUCAACAGUCUCUGCCUCCUGGGUUGCAGUUUUACCCCAAGUCUGUCACCGAUAGCAACGGCAACCUGAAGUGGAGGCCCAAACCUGAGUCCACCCAAUAUCAAUGUCAAAACAACACUGUGACCACUGAUGAAAGACACACAGUGGACUGCCUUCAAAUCCACAGCGAAAGCCACGGAGCGCACAAAAGUGUGGAGACCAGGCCAGGUGACUUAAACCAUCCAUCACCGUCAUCCAAAAUCAACUGCGGUGAGUCAAGAGAACCCACUUCAGAAGCAGCAGAAGGAGCAGAGACCUUAGUAAACCCCAAAAAUCUACCUCAGGAUGAGCAGGGCAGCAAAGCGCCCUGGCCCUCUAAGAGCUCUCCGCCCAAAGCGCGUUGGACCCCUGCUAACACGUCUGCAGGGCCCACAGGCAAGGGUGACAAGAAGCAGAGGCACAGCUCCUCCAAAACAGUCAGUCCCAUUCGGGACACAACCGACAAGAAUGUCAACGCCAACCACAAUCCCCACCUUGAGCAGAUCACCAAACUGGAGCAAGAGUUCAGAAGGUUGAAGGCGGAGCUACAGGCCAGCAGGCAGAAUGAGCAGGAGCUACGCAGCCACGUCUGCAACCUGACCAACAGUGAGAGGAGCCUGAGGCCAGAGGUGUCUCUUCUCAGACAGUCUAAUGACCUGCUCCAGAGCAAGAUUCUGUGUGUGACCAAGACCAAGCAGAGAGACAAACAGACCAGCGCAGUGCUGGAGAAGAAGACCAGAGCUGAGACAGAGGCAAGGCUCUCUGUUGAGAAAAUUCUAGCUGAACUUCAGGCUCAAAAACUGGAGGAGGCAGCUAGCUGUGCCCGUAACAUGACAAACAGGCAGGAACACGCAGAGAGCCUAAUGUUAAAGAAAAAAGCUAAAGAUCUAGAGACAGAGUACAAACAACUACAACUGGAGUUUCAAGGGAAAGAGGGUCGUGUAAUAGCUCUAGAGCAAGAAGUUGAGGCGAUGGGAAGGUUCCGCUGUGUGGAGCAGGAGACCGAGGUGUUGCUGUCUGCCCUCGCCGCCCUGCAGGAGAAGGCUCAGCACCUGGAGUACAACUUGAGCGCUGAGACUCGCAUCAAACUGGACUUGUUCUCAGCUCUAGGAGAUGCGCGCAGGCAGCUAGAGAUAGCACAAGGGAGAGUGAUGAAGCAGGACAAGGAGAUUGGAGAGAUGAAACAGAAAAUUGCGGAGGUCAUGGCUGUCAGUCCGGGCAUGUCAUACUUGACCCCUCGCCCGGCUGUGCCACAGUACCUCACCAAGUUCCUCAACUCUGAGCACUACAUGCUAAACCCACGAGCGCUCAUGUACCAGUGUUUGAAGAAGUGAACCGUCCCCUAGUCAGAAUCCCCUGGAGGACAUCAUGGCAGUCCUUGGCAGGUUCAUCUGGAGCAGAUAGGACGACACUAAGAACUUCCCUGACGAUGUCACAGAGCUCGACCUCCAGCAAACGGCCUUAAACAUUCAUAGUACAUCUUCACAAAUCUAUGCUUUGGCAAACAAAAUGCCUUUGGCUGCACAGCUGGUGAUGAAUUAAAGAGAUAUCCUAAAUUGAUGUUGAAAAUCUUAUAUUGAGUUCCCUUGACGUGAGGGAAGACAAUUUCAUUGUCCUUUUGGAUUUCCAGUGAAGAGUAGUAGAUACUAUGCUGGUGGUGUGUAAUGGGUGAAAUAAGACCAUGUUGAACUUACAUUAACC